Molecule: messenger RNA, 808 nt
Organism: Chrysemys picta bellii (western painted turtle)
Lineage: Eukaryota; Metazoa; Chordata; Testudines; Emydidae
Gene: RBP5
Product: retinol binding protein 5
Biological process (GO): fatty acid transport
Cellular component (GO): cytosol; nucleus
Molecular function (GO): fatty acid binding
Source: RefSeq, a predicted model, not a curated record
GGUGCCAGGAACACAGCCAGCCCCAGCCCUUUCUGUGUUCCCCGGUAAGGAACCAUAGGACUCUUACGGCAGCAAGACGCCUGUCCAUGGGGCUGCUAUAUAACCCCCUCCCCACACACCAGACUAAGGGAGAGAAAGCAGGAAAGGGACCAACGAGGAGGAGGGAGUCCAAGGUCCCCAGCUUUGUCUCGGUCUCAUCUCUCCUGUUCUCCUUCCCGUGUCUCAUUCCAACGAUCAAUUCUGCCCAUCUGCCCUGUGAUGCCUCCCAAUCUGACCGGCUAUUACCGAUUCGUCUCCCAAGACAACAUGGACGGUUACCUUCGGGCUUUAGACAUUAAUGUGGCCCUGAGAAAACUGGUUUGCCUCCUGAAGCCAGACAAGGAGAUAAUCCAUGCUGGAGAUCACAUGACCAUCCGCACAAUCACCUCACUGCGCAAUUACAUCAUGGACUUUGACCUGGGAAAGGAGUUUGAAGAGGACCUGGGGCCAGUGGAUGGACGCAAGUGCCAGACAGUCAUCUCCUGGGAAGGGGAUCAGCUGGUGUGUGAGCAGCAAGGAGAGAAGAGGAACCGGGGCUGGAGGCACUGGCUGGAGGGGGACUAUCUGCAUCUGCACAUGACAGCAGAAGAUGAAGUUUGUGUACAGAUCUUCCAGAAAGUGAAGUAACCACAACACCUUCCCAGUACUGAGCACUAACCCAUUUGGACAGAACUAGUUUCAUUGCAGAGUCAAGACCAAAGCUAUCAAAUCUGCCCCCCCCCCACCACACACACACUUUGGGAUAAAAAAUACAAGUGGCCAAAACCUC